AUGGAAAGCCCCAUCGCAUUCCUUUCCCGCACACUCAGCGACGCUGAAAAGCGAUACUGGUCGACCGAGCUCGAAGUCACAGGCUGCGUAUGGACCAUCACCAAAUGUUGCUACUGGAUACAGAGCACGCAGGUUGAGCCAGUAAUCGUCUUCACGGACCACAAAGCCAUUGUGGACAUUCAGUCACGACAGGCGCCGACGCCAUUCGACCUCCUCCAACUGGACCCGCGCGUGACGCCCUUCCAUCUGCCGAGAGACGCAGCCCACAUCGGGUCCAAGAACCACGACGCCGUCCUCAAGGCCUUUGUGAAAGCCGACUAA
Colletotrichum graminicola M1.001 is the source of this 321-nucleotide messenger RNA. RefSeq lists its product as uncharacterized. Lineage: Eukaryota; Fungi; Ascomycota; Sordariomycetes; Glomerellales; Glomerellaceae. The record is from RefSeq and is a predicted model, not a curated record. The transcript is spliced from 3 exons. The coding region runs from base 1 to 321 and encodes 106 amino acids.